AUGUCUGUCGAAGCACCAAAGCCCGUCGAGGAGACGCCAGUCGUCGAGCCUACCAAGGUUGCCGCCGAACAACCAGAGUCCACGGCCGAACCCACAGAGACUGCUGCUGCUCCCGCUGAAACGACAGAGGCAACUCCUGCUCUCGCUGAGGAGCCCGCUGCUGCUGCAACAGAAGAGGCCAAGAAAGAAGAACCGGCCUCCGAGACCACCCCUGCUUCAGAGGGCGUGUUGGGAUACAAGGAGCCAACUUUCUUCAAGAAAUUCAUCUUCAGCAAGCAUUACUUUUGGUUCCAAGAGGAGCCUUCCACGGCCGAGUCAUUGACCAACUUCAUGAAGUCUGAGAAGGUUGAUGCAAAGCACUCCGACGCUGCAUGGGCACGUGAGACUGGAAAGGGUCUACUCUUCUACUCCAAGCGUGUCGAGGACAAGGCAACGCCUGCUGGUAUCAUCAACUUGUCCGAUGCCUCUAGCGUGACCAAGGAAGGUUUCCAAUUCUCCUUCAAGUCUGGUGCUCAUGUCCACCGCUUUGAAGCCUCAUCAUCAAAGGAACGAGACAGCUGGAUAGCUGCUGUUGAAAAGGCAAUUGAAGAGGCAAAGAGCUUGAAGGAAGACAUCACUGAGCGCGAGAGCUAUAAGAAAAACGUCGAGGAAUACUCCAAACCUGCAUUUGCCCCUGCUGCGGCCGCCGUGAAGACUUCCCGCUCCAAAUCCAAAGAACCAAAGAAGUCCGUUGACGCCUCUACUGCCGCUGCUGCUGCCGCUGCUGAUGCCGCUGCCACCUCUAGUGACGCAGAUGAGACCACAAAGCCUGCUGCUGAGCGUUCUCAGUCGCGGAAGCGUGGUAGCAUCUUCGGAACCCUUCUCAGCAAGAAAGAGGAACAUGCCGAGAAGAAGGAAGAGAAGCCAGAAGUUCCUGAAAAGAAAGAGGAGGCCAAAGAGACACCAGAGGCAGCCGAAGCUGCGGCAUCCGGUGCAGUGCCAGCUACAUCUGCCGCCUCUGACAAGAAGGAGGAGAAAGAAGAGGCAAGCCCCACUGAGAAGAAGGGCAAGCGUGGUUCUGUCUUUGGCAGCCUCUUCAGAAACCGAGUGGCAAGCCCAACCACUGAGAAAUCUGAAAGAGAUGCCAUGACAAGCAGUGAUGUUCCCCCAGUCUCUGAGACAGCUCCCAAGCUCGAGGAGCCGAUUGAGAACAAGCCCAUUGACACUGCGGCUGUCACAGCCCCAGUCGACACUGCCACAACUCCUGCCGCCGAAGAGACUGCCGCCGCUGGAGAAAGCUCCGCUGCUCACAAGGCGGAGAAGAAGGGCGGCUUGAUAAGUUUCAUCAAGAAGACUGAAGCCAAGCUCGAAGGCAAGAAGGAAACCAAAGAGGAGGCCAAAGAAGAUAGGGCUGCCGAGGCUAUUGCCAAGGAUUCCGUUGCUGCCGCCAGUACAGAAUCCACCGAGCCUGCUGCUACCACCGAGGCCGCUGCCGAGACCACUCCAGCUGCUACCGAGGAGCGCCCUGCUCGCGACAACAAGCGCCGUACCUCCCUUUUCUUCAACAAGAAGCAGCAGGAGACCGCCGAAGCCGAAGAUACCGUCGCUGAGCCAAAGCGGGAAAAGUCUCCUCUCCCAGGUGGCAAAUUCAUUGGCCAGCUUGUCCGUCGCGCUAGUAAAGCGAUCAAGUCCGAAGGGUCGAAGGAAAAGACUCCUGCCGAACCUGCUGCUGCUGCUGCUCCUGCCAGCUCGACUGAAGCUGCCGCCCCUGAGACUCCAGCUGCUGCUCCCGAAGCCGCCGAGACCAAACCUGCCGAACCUGUCGCUGAGCCCGUUCAAUCCACGCCCGAAGCUGUGGCCACGGCGGUCCCAGAGGUCAAGGCAACUGCUUGA
This is a messenger RNA of Cladophialophora psammophila CBS 110553, 1872 nucleotides long. RefSeq lists its product as uncharacterized. Bases 1 to 1872 code for a protein of 623 amino acids. The record is from RefSeq and is a predicted model, not a curated record. The transcript has 5 exons. Lineage: Eukaryota; Fungi; Ascomycota; Eurotiomycetes; Chaetothyriales; Herpotrichiellaceae.